Molecule: messenger RNA, 1998 nt
Organism: Gadus morhua (Atlantic cod)
Lineage: Eukaryota; Metazoa; Chordata; Actinopteri; Gadiformes; Gadidae
Product: kelch-like protein diablo
Exons: 8
Coding region: 236-1249 (337 amino acids)
Molecular function (GO): protein binding
Source: RefSeq, a predicted model, not a curated record
GGGGGGGGGGGACGGGGGGGGGGGGGUUGGACUUGAAGUUCAAGAGGCAGGGAGUGGGAUUUCCCUGGCAGCAGAGAGGUGUGUGGCAGCUAGUCUACGAGGAUCCAUCCACAGCCAUUCAGGGGCGAUAGAUCAGAGAGCCAGAGACGGGCCAGGAGGGUUUACCAGGCACAGGGGCGUCAAGGUCUUCAAACCCAUCCAGACAGGAGUAGACUGAGAGCUGAGGAGACCAGAUAUGGGCCUGGCCAAUGAACAAGGGAACUCCCUCAAGGAGCCAGAGUCGCGUCACAUGCUCAUCAAAGGGCCGGGGGCCCCUCCCCCCAAGAAGGAGCGACCGGGGCCCCUGGCACUGCGCAGGCGGCACUGCAAGGUGGCCCCCAGAGACGUCUUCACUGACACCAUGUUGGCAGUGGGCGGCUGGACUCAGGAUGAGCCGUCGUGUCCGGUGGAACAGUUCUGUCCGGAGUACAACGAGUGGAGGGUGGCGGCACCCAUGGUCAAUCGCCGUGGCAACGCGGCAGUGGGAACCCUGGGCGGCAAGGUGUACACAGCCGGAGGACAGGACAGCAUCCGUUGCUACGCCAACGUGGAGAGGUACGACCCACACACGGAUGUCUGGAGUGUAGAAAUAGCCCCACUGAGCAGCCCCCGCACAGGAGUCUGUCUGCUGGAGACGGAUGGAUACCUGUACGCCAUCGGAGGCUGGGACGGCAUCACUGCCAGCAGCGCCGUGGAGAGGUACGACCCGGUGCUGAACUCCUGGAGCAGACAGGCCCCCAUGAGGACCAGGCGCUCCCACUCUGGGGCCGCCCUGCUAGGGGGGCACCUCUACGUCAUGGGGGGCCGUGAUGGAGAUACAGUCCUGAACUCAGUGGAGCGCUACUGCCCUGAGGAGGGCUCCUGGUCAGCCUGCCCCCCCAUGAGGAGUGCGCGGGAGGGGGCGGGCUGCACCGCCUACCUGGGCCGGCUCUACGUGGCGGGGGGCCGUGACGAGCUGCGGCUGGACCUCAGCGCUGUGGAGCGCUACGACCCCGACACCAGGAGGUGGAGCCCCGUGAAGCACAUGACCUGCAAGAGGAACCAGGCGUCGCUGGUGGUCUUCAACGGAGCCCUGCUGGCGGCGGGGGGGUCCGACGGUGUGGUCCACCUGAAGAGCGUGGAGGUGUACAACCCCGAGAGCAACACGUGGAGGCACCAUGGGAGCAUGAGGAGCAAGCACCCCGGGGGGGCACUGGUCGUCCUGUCCUGAGGGUUGGGGGGCCUGAACCCCACCCCCUGGUCCAGAGCUCUGCAGGUCUACAGCGCGCCCUGGGUGGACCCUCGUCUGGCUCCACCGCCCACAUGUGGGGCUGUCGGUGUUGAAAGUUCUUUAACAGAAGAGGCCGGGUCUUGUACUAACUAGCUUUGUUGUAUAUGGGGAAUGGGUUAACCUAGUGAUUGUUAGUGCUUGGCACUUGGUUCUAUGAACAUCAUUACUGUACCGACAGAGAUAUAUUGUUGUUUCUCUUUCUUCUGACAAAUGUAGUUAUUGUAAGUCGCUUUGUAUAAAAGCGUCUGCUAAAUGCCCUAAUUAUAAAUGUCGAUGCCUGCAAACAAACACAUUUUUUUCCACCAUUUGUUUCAUGUAUUCAUCUGCAUGUUGUGUAUUGUAUAAAUGUACAUGUAUUCAUCUCUUGUUGACGUUCUCUAUGUGUGGACAAAGAUCAUAUAAAGAUAUCAUAUCAUUAUAAAUGGUUAUAUAUACAGUACCAAACAAGUGAAGUAGGAUCUGAUGAUGGGAGUAAUAAGUUAAGGCACAAAAAGUAAUAUUUUAUUUUAUUUUAUUUACAUUUUUGGAAAAAUUAAUGUAUUCAAAGUUUUGGUGAAACAAGAUGCCGGGCUGGAGGCCAGGAUUAAGAACGCAAUACAGAAGUGUAGUUUAGAGAUGGAAACACGCACGCACGCACGCACACACACACACACACACACACACACACACACACACACACACACACACAC